CCACCCCACCCCCGCCCUAUCAUACCUGGGACCUACGCUUAAGCAAAUUAUGUAUUUAUGAGGGUACAUCAGAAAUACUGAUGACCUGAACUUCAAACUUCUGAAAAAUAAGCUUGUUUCUUGAAAUAAAUUAGGUUAUUUUAGUGUCAAUAUUUUGUUGUUGUUGUUGUUGUUGUUGUUGUAGUAUUUCAUUAUGUAGGUAGCAAGACGUUUUGACCCCUUGACAUUUUGACCCCUAAUAAAAUAAGAUGACACCUUGACCCCUUGACACUUUGUCCCCUAUUUUCAAUUUUUUCAUAGUGACACUUUGACCCCUAUUUUUUUUUUCUUUGAUUUGCUUGGUUUAAGUGAAAAAUUUACAUGUUAUAUGUCAAUGUGCAGUAUUUAUAGUUAGCUUUUACAUUUUUUGUUGAAUAUUGACAGAUAUUCUGGCUCAAAUAUUUAACAUUAUUUUAGUGUUUUAAAAGGAACAGACAUAGAAAAUAAUACAAUUUUAAUCACAUUAUUUGAAGAUUUUGACAUCACAAGACACAUCAAAGAAUAUGUAAAAAGGCGAUAAUGAUAUAAUGUCCAUCAUUCGUCAUGUGAAGGAGCACGGUCUCGCCAAAACUUACCAGGACAGGACAACCGUUCAUCAGCUGAUAAGCAAGCUACUUGCCCUUCCUUUUCUACCGGGUCUGGACAUCGAGAGAGCGUUCCAACGUCUGAGGGACCGCGCCAUGACCAGCUCGCAGCCAGUGCGGGAUCUCUUCCAAUACGUCUGGGACCAGUGGUUGUGCUCAAGUUUGUGGACGGGCGAUGAGUGGAGUGUCUACAGGCAGCCUGUAUGCACAAACAACGACUGUGAGGGUUGGCACCGGCGCCUCAACCAGAAAGCUGGAUGCAGCACACUCCCAUUCUACGUGCUAGUUCCACUUCUUCAUCAGGAAGGAAAGUUGGUAUCAAUCACUGUUGCUCUUGUCUCUCAACAGGCAGUGAUCAGAAACCGUCGUCAAGUGUAUGUGUCAAUGGACAAUCGUAUUGGCGAGCUUUGGGACAAGUACGAUGACCAUGACAUUGUGUGUGAAGACUUUCUUGCGCGGGUUGGUGAGAUCUAUGGCCGUAUGUAAAUCUAAAACUCAAUUAAAUUGAAAAAACAGUGCCAGUGCUUAAUAAUAGACUGACCAGUGCUCAUCAUGUAAAUAGUGUACAAAGUGUAUUAUGUUUUAUGUGAUGUAUUUUUCUUAUUUGUGUCUUUGUUGUCUUUUGUAUAAUGUUUAAUAUUUAUGUUGUCUGUUUCAUGUAAAUAGUGUACAAAGUGUAUUUUAUUCAAUGUAUUUUAUGAUUUAUGUGAUGUAUUUUUCUUAUUUGUGUCGUUGUUGUCUUUUGUUUGACUUUUCUGUUUUACAGUAUUCUGUCUUUUGUAUAAUGUUUAAUAUUUAUGUUGUCUGUUUCAUGUAAAUUGUGUAAAAAGUGUACUUAUUCAAUGUAUUUUAUGUUUUAUGUGAUGUAUUUUUCUUAUUUGUGUCUUUGUUGUCUUUUGUUUGAUUUUUAUGUUUUACGGUCUUCUGUCUUUUGUAUAAUGUUUUAUAUUUAUGUUUUCUGUUUCAUGUAAAUAGUUUAGCGUUACUUGUAUUUAUUUAUAAAAAUGUACAAUUAUGAAUAAAGUAGUAUACCAGUAAAUGAGAAGUUUCGAACAGAGAGUUAUUUUAUUAUUUCAAUUAGUAAAUGAAGUUAUUUACUGUAUAUCUAAUUACUAACAUGAUUAGUAAUUUCAUCUAAAUAAUUUCUUAGAUAACUGCAAACGUUUGUGAAACAUCAUUGUUAAUAAUACCAACACUCAUAAACCAACACUCAUAAACCAUACUUUGUCACCUACUCAUAGCCUAGAACUUGUACAAGUCCAUCUAUACAGCUUUUAUCAAUGACUUACAUGCACAUUAAGAAAUUAAACUGCAGAAAAAUAUACCCCUAGCCACAAAAAAUCUAAGGGGUCAAAGUGUCAAAUAAAAAAAAGUAGGGGUCAAGGUGUCACUGAAAAUAGGGGUCAAAGUGUCACUAAGGGGUCAAGGUGUCAUCUUUGGUAAAAAAAAUUAAGGGGUCAA
This is a messenger RNA of Mercenaria mercenaria, 2084 nucleotides long. RefSeq lists its product as uncharacterized. Bases 567 to 1109 code for a protein of 180 amino acids. The transcript has 2 exons. The record is from RefSeq and is a predicted model, not a curated record. NCBI's taxonomy places the organism in Eukaryota, Metazoa, Mollusca, Bivalvia, Venerida, Veneridae.